UUUUAGUGUCUUUUUUCUGAGCCAGUCCACGGCUGGAGGCGCCAUCUUGAAAGACGAAUUUUGUCGAUAAAAACGACUAAAAGGUUAAAAGCAGCAGGAUGUUGUAUCUGGAGGACUACCUGGAGAUGAUCGAGCAGCUUCCCAUGGACCUCCGCGACAGGUUUACGGAAAUGAGGGAGAUGGACCUGCAGGUUCAGAACGCAACAGACCAGCUGGAGCAGAAGGUCACAGAGUUCUUCAUCAACGCCAAGAAGAACAAGCCGGAGUGGAGAGAGGAGCAGAUGGAGAUCAUCAAGAAGGAUUACUACAAAGCUCUGGAGGACGCUGAUGAGAAGGUGCAGCUGGCCAAUCAGAUUUAUGACCUGGUGGACCGGCACCUGAGGAAGCUGGACCAGGAACUGGCCAAGUUCAAGAUGGAGCUGGAGGCCGACAACGCCGGCAUCACCGAGAUCCUGGAGAGACGGUCUCUGGAGAUGGACAGCCCGUCUCAGCCCGUCAACAACCACCAUGUCCACUCCCACAGCAGCUCAGAGAAGAGGAAGUACACCGCCCCGACCCACCACACCACCGAACACGUUCCAGAGAAGAAGUUCAAGUCUGAAGCUCUUCUGUCCACGCUCACAUCGGACGCCUCCAAGGAGAAUACUCCAGGUUGCCGUGCCAACAGCACGUCCUCAACCACCAACAGCGUCUACAGCGCGAACCCGUCCCAGCCGCUGGCGUCCUACAGCCUGUCGCUGCCCGCCGGGCCCGGCGCCGGAGCCGGCGCCAUCACCAUGGCGGCGGCCCAGGCCGUCCAAGCCACAGCUCAGAUGAAGGAGGGCCGACGGACCUCCAGCCUGAAGGCGAGCUACGAGGCGAUCAAGAACAAUGACUUCCAGCUGGGUCGGGAGUUCUCUCUGACCCGGGAGAACUCGAGCUACUCUUCAUCGGCGCUGGCCUCCACCCUGACCCAGAACCUGACCCCCAGCGCCGCCUCUGACUCCCGCGGACGAAAGUCUAAGAGCUCCAUCAAGUCUUCCAACCACCAAUCGUCUUCGUCGUCCUCCUCUUCCUCACUGUCUUCCUGCUCGUCUUCGUCGGCGCUGGCCCAGGAGCUUUCCCAGCAAGCCGCGGUUCUGCCAGAGCCCGAUGCCAACAGCCAAGUGGACUGGACCUACGACCCCAACGAGCCGCGAUACUGCAUCUGCAACCAGGUUUCCUAUGGAGAGAUGGUCGGCUGUGACAACACAGAUUGCCCCAUUGAGUGGUUCCACUAUGGCUGCGUGGGGCUGACCGAGGCACCCAAGGGGAAGUGGUUCUGCCCCCAGUGCACGGCCGCCAUGAAGAGGAGGGGCAGCCGCCACAAAUAGACCAAUCGCAGUUUGGACUGUGUCUCAUCAGACUUUGCUCCCUCACUGCAACUAAAAGAACUACAAACUCUACUGGACUACAACUAUGGAGGCCUCUGUGGUUCAAAUGGACAGUUUCUGAAUGUAGUGUGUGUGUGUGUGUGUUAAAUAAACUGAGGAUGUUUUCUA
Poeciliopsis prolifica (blackstripe livebearer) is the source of this 1520-nucleotide messenger RNA. RefSeq names its product inhibitor of growth family, member 3 (gene ing3). The transcript is spliced from 13 exons. The coding region runs from base 99 to 1352 and encodes 417 amino acids. Lineage: Eukaryota; Metazoa; Chordata; Actinopteri; Cyprinodontiformes; Poeciliidae. Gene Ontology annotation, biological process: regulation of DNA-templated transcription. The record is from RefSeq and is a predicted model, not a curated record. Gene Ontology annotation, cellular component: NuA4 histone acetyltransferase complex.